Messenger RNA from Ruditapes philippinarum (Manila clam), 624 nucleotides. RefSeq names its product dedicator of cytokinesis protein 2-like. Gene Ontology annotation, molecular function: guanyl-nucleotide exchange factor activity; small GTPase binding. Gene Ontology annotation, cellular component: cytoplasm; plasma membrane. Gene Ontology annotation, biological process: cell migration; small GTPase-mediated signal transduction. The record is from RefSeq and is a predicted model, not a curated record. Lineage: Eukaryota; Metazoa; Mollusca; Bivalvia; Venerida; Veneridae.
AGCUUAUUCACUUUAAUGACCAAAUUUGAGUCAGUCCCAUCAGUGGUCUUAAUAAAGAGAAUUUACUGUAUUUCAGUUAUAUACCACUUCAAGGCGAAAGGGCAAACAAUAUUGCCAUUGGUUGUUGGGGAUACAGUGGUCAUCAGAGAGGAAUCAGAUGAUUGGUAUUUUGGUUAUGCAACAAAGAACAAGUCUGUUGUUGGAAUUUUCCCAAAAAACUAUAUACACCUAAGGGAAGCUACAAUUGUACAGUCAGGAUCAAUAGAGACAAUAAUACCAAAGGAGCCUUCAAUAGCACAAGAGAUAACAUCUGUUGUUAGAGAAUGGUGUUUGUACUGGAAGAAUCAAUAUGUGGAGGAUGAUCCCAAUUUUGACACAGUGCAAGAUAUGAUUCAUGAUCUGCUUAUCUGGAGAAAGGAAAUAACUUCAAGAAAAAUUACUGCUGAACAGUUGAAAGACCUUAAACAGAAAGUUUCUGCUAAAAUUGACCUGGGCAAUGCAUUGUUGAAUUUAGAUUUGGUUGUACGUGAUGAAGAGGGAAAUAUACUGAACCCUGAGAGUGCCAGCGUUGUUCGCAUUUACAGAGAGCAUGUAGAUGUUGCUGAUAGAUUAAAACGCGAGAUG